This is a messenger RNA of Pichia membranifaciens NRRL Y-2026, 1986 nucleotides long. RefSeq lists its product as hypothetical. Gene Ontology annotation, molecular function: phosphatidylinositol-3,5-bisphosphate 5-phosphatase activity. Gene Ontology annotation, biological process: phosphatidylinositol dephosphorylation. The transcript has a single exon. Lineage: Eukaryota; Fungi; Ascomycota; Pichiomycetes; Pichiales; Pichiaceae. Gene Ontology annotation, cellular component: intracellular membrane-bounded organelle. The annotation marks the transcript as partial. The record is from RefSeq and is a predicted model, not a curated record.
AAGUUUAUCUUGACCAAAUACACAAUAUAUGUGACCAACCAGAGAAUGUAUAUUGUGGGCAGUAAUUCUAGAGAAUCUGUAUUUCGAAUACUGGAAAUAGACUUAACAAAUCCAAACACUUUGACCAUUAUGGAAGAUAACGUUUAUUUCACAAGGAAUGAGAUUAUGGAGGUACUAAACGGUAUAGAAGAUUCAAGUGAGGGAGGACUAACAAAGAAACUAACUGCUGUGGGACUAUUGGGGUUUAUCAAAUUUACUAAGCAUUAUUAUCUUUUGGUUGUUACUAGGCGUAAAGAAGUGGCGGUUCUUGGUUCGCAUGAGAUCUACCAUAUUGAUGAAACAGAGUUGAUUCCCGUAACCAACAACCUGAAGGUACCAGAGAAAAAAUCCACUGAAGCCAGAUUAGUGCAAACUUUUCUGAACAUUGAUCUUAACAAGACAUUUUAUUUCAGUUACAGCUAUGAUUUGACGAACUCUUUACAAACUAAUAUGAUCAGGAAUAAAAGGCAAUCUUUAAGAAUGAAUGGCAAAACAGAACUAUCAAUGGUGUUUGAGUUCAAUGAAAGGUUUAUGUGGAAUUGUGCAUUAUUAGAACCCGUCUUUCAGUGCUUUGAUAAGGUGUACGAUUGGUUUCAGCCGAUAAUUCAUGGUUUCAUAGAUCAGGUUAAAAUGUCAGUUUUUCAGAUUCAGGUUUAUAUAACUCUGAUUGCCAGAAGAUCACACAGGUUUGCAGGAGCACGAUUCUUCAAGCGUGGUGUGAAUGAUGAUGGUGAUGUUGCCAAUGAGGUAGAGACUGAGCAGAUCGUUUGUGACAUGCUUACAUCCUCUUUUCACGAUCCAACUGCUGGAUUCUACAACAAUUCACGAUAUACCUCGUUUGUGCAACAUAGAGGAUCUAUACCGUUAUCCUGGUCUCAAGAAACUGCUCCAAAUAUUCGAAUGACAAAACCACCCAUCGAAAUGAACGUCAUUGAUCCGUUCUAUACCAAAGCUGCUUUACACUUUAAUAAUUUGUUUGAAAGGUAUGGAACUCCCAUCCAAGUCCUAAACUUGAUCAAGCAAAGAGAGAAAACACCUCGUGAAACCAAAUUGCUGGACGCAUUUAAUAACUGUGUGGAAUAUCUCAAUCAGUUUUUACCUAAAGAGAAGAAACUUGAUUAUGUUUCCUGGGAUAUGUCGAGGGCAGCUAAAUCCAGAACUCAAGAUGUUAUCAAAUGGUUGGAAAAGUAUUCUGAAGAAACUUUGACGAAGACUGGAUUUUUUCACAAUGGGAAAACAAUUUCAGACACUAAGCUUCAGGAAGGCGUUUGUAGAACUAAUUGUGUUGAUUGUUUGGAUCGAACUAAUACGGCACAGUUUGUUAUCGGCAAAAGAGCACUUGGUCAUCAGCUUCAUGCUUUGGGCAUUAUUGAAGAAAAAUAUUUGGAAUAUGAUAGUGACGUCACAAAUAUUUUGACAGAAAUGUUCCAUGAUCAUGGUGAUACAAUUGCUUUGCAAUACGGUGGUUCACACUUAGUUAAUACCUUGCAAACGUAUAGAAAAAUCAAUCAAUGGUCCUCACACUCUAGGGAUAUUAUUGAGUCAGUCAAGAGGUUUUAUAGUAACUCAUUUGUUGAUGCUCAAAGACAAGAAGCAAUCAAUUUGUUUUUGGGGAACUACGUUUUUGCUUCGGAUAAACCAAUGUUGUGGGAAUUGAAUACUGACUAUUACUUGCACAAUCGAAAAAACAUUUCUGAAUUGAAUGGAAGCAACUCGUACACUCACUGGUAUAACGACUCUUAUCUCGUUAACCGAAAAGAAAGUCUCAAAUCUUUAUGGGAAACAACUAUACAAAAUAAGUAUAUUAUGGAAUUACAGGAAAGGGGGUUGCUUGUUGUCAAAAUUGAUCCUUAUGUGGGGUGCUUCGAGAAUUACUGGAACAUUAAAUAUGGAUCACGAAACUUUGUGUCUUUAAAUGAGCUUUUUGAAUUCAAAAUGAAUUCAACA